UAAUAAAUUGAAGGAUGACAGAUAAGAAAAGGCCGGCUCACACAAUAGGUACGUGCUUCAAUGGGCUUCUUUCUCUGCUGGUGUCAUUAUGAUUAUAAUAUGAUUGGAUACUGGGGGUAUAAUUCAGCCCUUUGUUGGAUCCGUGUCACUUGCCUUCCUGUAUGACACUAGAGUUUUCCUCUAAUUAAAGAGAAGGGCAGGACCGUGUCCCAUACACUCUGCAGGGUGGAACCAGCUGGCCAUGACGGCUUUUAUUUUUUUCCUUGUACCACUUUGGGCCACCAUUUUAUCCGAGGAACUGCACAGGUUGUCGGGAACCAAAGGAGACUCCAUAUUGUUUCCAAUCCAGCUUCCCAACCACACGGAAGUCUUUAGCAUCUUCUGGCAUCAUAAUGACAAGGUGUUGGCUAUAGCCAAAGAGCAGGAGCUCAGUGUAAAGAAGACCCGCUUCAACGGUCGCUUAAAGACAGUGGGCCCAGGAUACUCCUUAAGCCUGACUCAUUUGGAAACAGAUGACAGCGGAAACUACAUGGCACAGAUAUUUAACAUCGGCAACCCAAUUCGGAUCAGCUUCAGGCUGCAAGUAAAUGACAAAAGUUCGGCAGGCAAAGCGUCUUGCACCCACAUUUUCACAAUUAUUAUCGCCAUGGUGGGCCUGUGCUUCAACUUCUUCAUCACUACGGGCACAUAAUGGCUUUUCCAUACCCCGGCUGGACCAGAACACAGUCUCAUACAGUAUAUAUAUAUAUAUAAUGAAGCUUUGAAUUAUUCAGGAGUCCACUGAGUUCUGCUAGGUGCCUACCUGCAAAUAAACCUUCCUGACCUGAACACAAGCCUCGCGUGGUUCUGUUCUGUCAGAAUCUGAGCAACUGUCAGUACCUCAUUCAUUCUCUGUACAAUUUACCUAUAACUGAAGUUCAGAAUGUGCCCACAAGGUGUCAGUAUUGAGCUAAAAAAUACAGUGUUGGGUUGGCCCUA
This is a messenger RNA of Xenopus laevis (African clawed frog), 978 nucleotides long. Its product is annotated as T-lymphocyte surface antigen Ly-9-like. The coding region runs from base 242 to 691 and encodes 149 amino acids. Lineage: Eukaryota; Metazoa; Chordata; Amphibia; Anura; Pipidae. The transcript has 3 exons. The record is from RefSeq and is a predicted model, not a curated record.